AUGGCCGUACGGACGCCACGCGGCGCCGCGCUCGUCGGGCGGCGCGUCAAGCGCAAGCGCGCGGGCCAUAUCGAGAUCGCCGGCGUCUCAUGUCCCCAUGUCGAGAUCGCCGGCGUCGUCGAGUGGUACGACGGCACGUUAGACGUGUACGGCCGCCCUCUCGGGUUCAAAGUGAGGUACGACAACGGCCUCGGCGAGAUCGUGCGCGGUGACACGCUGCGCGAGAGCGACGGAUUCAUCCUGGUGAACGACGCCGCGCCGCCUCGGCCGGCGCCCGCGGCGAGGAACGAAGAGAACGACGUCGUCAUCGAGCGACAGCUCGACGCGGAGGAAGCGCGGUUGGAGCGGCUGCGAGAGGCGAGGGAAGCGGGCGAGGAGAUCGACCUUCUCUCGGACGACGACGACGGCGAUGGCGAUGGCGACGCCGACGCCGACGCCGACGCGCCCGCGGGACGCACGAGGCAGGAAGUCGAGGCGGCCCUCCACGCCGUGCGGAAGCCAAACGGCGUUACUGUUGCCAGUUAUGCCAACGUUAAGGAUUACUUUACCAUGUCCGCGAAGAAGCUAGCCAUCGAGCGGAAAGAGUUCGUCACAAGGUUGACUGUAAGGGACCAGGUGCAGAUGCAGACGGGGAUGUGGAUGGUUUAUAAUCGCAGACUAGAAAUGAUCGAUAUGCUGACCCAGAUGAUUCCGCUGCGCGAGGAGCUGACCUCGAUCGAUGAUGCGGCGGCGCGAAAGCGAAAGCGAAAGCGGGCGCGAGCGGGGGGGGGCGCGCCUCGCGCGGCACGGCAAUCGCCCGCGCGUCCCGCGGGCGCCCGCGCUGGAACUGGACGAGCGGGCGCCCGCGCUGGAACUGGGUGCACCCCGACGCGAUGUCGAUACCGCGUCGCAUGUGAUAUCGCCGAUGCUAUGAAGAUGGUGGGUGGCUGGAAUUUGAAUAGUCACGGGAUGCCCGUGUCCACAAGUCACAAGAAGUUCGGGUCAAAUCUUCCAAAUAUGACCCUGAAGGAUAUGAAAAAAUGGCGCAAUAGAUUUGUGGUGCAAUCGCGGAUCUACCUUGAAGGUAUCUGCUCAGAGGAAUCGAAAGCCCGGAUCGACGUGUUAGACAGCCUGAUCACACUCCACGAGGAGAUGGAGUUAGUUCUGACGGAGGAUUUGACGCGAAGACCGAUCGACGUCACCGGCUGA
Micromonas pusilla CCMP1545 is the source of this 1188-nucleotide messenger RNA. RefSeq lists its product as uncharacterized. The transcript has a single exon. NCBI's taxonomy places the organism in Eukaryota, Viridiplantae, Chlorophyta, Mamiellophyceae, Mamiellales, Mamiellaceae. Bases 1 to 1188 code for a protein of 395 amino acids. The record is from RefSeq and is a predicted model, not a curated record.